AUGUUCAGAAACUUGACUGCCCUUCGCAGCCUGUGGCUAGACGGCAAUAACCUGACCUUCCUGCACCCAGGGACCUUUAGCGCGCUGAGCAGCUUGCGGGAGCUGGACCUUCGCGGGAACUCGAGGCUGACGUCUCUGCACGCGAACACUUUCAGAGGACUCUUGAACCUCGCCAGCUUGGAUUUAUCCUUCUGCAACAUCUUUGAAAUCCACCCGCUGGUGUUUUCACACCUGCCCUCCUUGCAAGUGCUGGACCUGGGCUCCAAUAACAUGCGUUACAUCCCAGAAGCCUUCAGGAGCUUACCCAGCAUCACAAGGCUCAGCCUGGCCAGCAACCACAUCGAAGCCAUAGGCAGAGACUCCCUGAAGGGCCUGAAAACCCUCUACGAAUUGAACCUCCGCAAGAAUCCCAUCUGGAUCAUUCAAAGGGACGCAUUUACGGCGCUGAGCGGGCUGGGCGUGCUAAAUUUAGGACACAACCUUCUCUCUGAUUUGCCUAAUCAGCUUUUCAAAGGUUUGAUCCGGCUCAAGACAUUGCACCUGGAAGCCAACAGACUCACCAGGGUGGGCUGCUCCUUGAACAGCCUGCCCUGCCUGCGGACGCUGUACCUGAACAACAACCGCAUCGCCUACAUUGCUGGCUCGGCUUUCUCCCACCUCAAGCAGCUGCAUUUCCUCCACUUGAGCAAGAACAACCUAAGCUACCUUCCCAGUCCCGUGUUUUCCGGGACGGUGAAGCUGAGAUACGUGUUUCUGUCUCACAACCCCUGGAAUUGCGACUGCAAAAUGCUUUGGUUCCCGCAGUGGAGAGCGACGUACAAAGGGCUGGUGGAGGGGCUACACUGCGCCUUUCCAGCCCUCCACAACAGGACCCUGCUCCACUUUGUCGGUCAUGAGAAAUCACCUGGUUGCUUAUUAUCGUCGGGGCCGGCAGAAGAUAGCACGUGUACGGACAGCAACGCCAGCGCUGCUUCUCGCCCGCCGGCCAUUUCCGACACCCUGCCGCUGGUCUUGCUUGCUUGGUGCCGUUGGCACUGGGCAAGGAUGUAG
This is a messenger RNA of Alligator mississippiensis (American alligator), 1050 nucleotides long. RefSeq names its product nyctalopin. The record is from RefSeq and is a predicted model, not a curated record. Gene Ontology annotation, molecular function: protein binding. The transcript has a single exon. Bases 1 to 1050 code for a protein of 349 amino acids. NCBI's taxonomy places the organism in Eukaryota, Metazoa, Chordata, Crocodylia, Alligatoridae. Gene Ontology annotation, cellular component: extracellular matrix.